Messenger RNA from Hibiscus syriacus, 870 nucleotides. RefSeq lists its product as uncharacterized. NCBI's taxonomy places the organism in Eukaryota, Viridiplantae, Streptophyta, Magnoliopsida, Malvales, Malvaceae. Bases 273 to 614 code for a protein of 113 amino acids. The transcript is spliced from 2 exons. The record is from RefSeq and is a predicted model, not a curated record.
ACACUCCCACAUAACCAAUGGGUUUUCAGUUUCACUGCCUCCUAAACCCGAUCUCUCUUUCUCUCUCUUCCUUUUUUUCUUGCUUUCACUCCAGCUAAAUCCCAUUUAAGUUACAGUCAAUUUAGCUGUUCAAAAAGACGGUUCUUUUUUCAUUUAUGAUUUCACUCUACUAAAACCCUUUACACAUUCUUAUACAUCAAAAUUUCCAUUUCCCCCCCCCCCCUUUAAUUCUGCUCAGCAGAUCACAGAAACAAGAACCCACUUGAAGAAACAUGAAAUCUGCUCAUGGGGUCACUCUUCUUCUCCUGUAUCUGAUCUUUUCAGCUCACGUCUUCAAUUACAGUGAAUCUACCCAAGUAAAUGGGUCUUCGGAAAUGUUCCCAUUGGUGGACAAUAAGACGGUGGAGAUGAUGACGAUGAUGAUGUUCAAUGAAAGCAGAAGAAGGCUAGGGAGUUUCCAGAUAUGUGCUGCUUGCACAUGCUGUGGUGGGGCUAAAGGUGUUUGCCUUCCCUCCCCUUGUUGCUAUGCCAUCAAUUGCAACAUUCCAAAUAGACCUUUUGGUUUCUGCUCUUUUACUCCCAAGACCUGCAAUUGCCUUGGAUGCCAUAUCUAGUUUUCAAGCUUUUAUUAUGCCUAAAUUUCCUAAUUUUGGUUUAUUUUAACUGAGGAGUAAAAAAAAAGGGGGAAAAAGAUUCUUGCUUGUGUUGGGAGUGUGAGGAUGAGAAUAUCUGUUCUUUUUUCACCAUUGUUUAAUAAUUUUAUUGGGAGGUUGCUGUUUCCAGGUUAGUUCUUUUGUCUAUAAUUUUUGUUUCUUCAAGGAAGUAGCAUUGCCUGGAAAUAGUCAUAUGCUAAGGAACAAUUUCCCUUGU